GCGGCGGCGACGGCAGCAGCAGUGGCGGCUGGAACCGGGUGGAGGCCGUGGGGGGGGUCUCAGCCCGCACCGGGACCGGAACAAGUCUGGGACCUGUCGCUAUGGGGGACAUGAAGACCCCUGACUUUGAUGACCUCCUUGCUGCUUUUGACAUCCCCGACAUUGAUGCAAAUGAAGCCAUUCAUUCUGGGCCGGAAGAGAAUGAGGGAGCAGGAGGCCACGGGAAGCCAGAGCCCAGCGUAGGAGGCGACCCUAAGGACAGGGCAGCCGCCGCCAAGGGUGACCCUGAGAGCCCAGCUGAGGCCUCUGAUCAUGGCCUUCCACAGCCCCCGGACACUUCCACGGUCAGCGUCAUUGUCAAGAACACAGUGUGUCCUGAGCAGUCUGAGAUCCUGACUGGGCAUUCAGGAGAGGAGGAGACCAAGGCUGGGCAUGCAACUAAGGAAGGACCUGUGGCGUCUUGUUUAAUGCAAAAUGGAUUUGGGGGUCCUGAGCCAUCCCUCUCAGAAACCCCCCAUUCUCCAGCCCUUGCCAGUGGGGGUGCCUGGAAAGAAAAGGCUAUGGAAGGCCAAACAUGCUUGGACCUCUUUGCUCACUUUGGGUCUGAACCAGGACACCGCUCAGAUCCCCUGCCUCCCAAACCUUCCCCGCCUCAUGAUGGUGACAUGGCCCCUCGCUCCACUCCCUAUGAGCUGGCCCCAGAAAAUGGCUCAGCCCUGCUGCCUCCCAGCUCUCUCCUGCCACAGGUGACCGUGAAACAGGAAAGCUGCAGCCCCCAGCAUUCCCAGGGCCUAACCCAGAGGAGCUCAGGUCUCAGCCCUGAGGCAGCGGGCAUCCCUGCCAGUGCCUCGCCCGCCCAGGUGGCCGGGGUGUCCUUCAAGCAGUCUCCAGAACACCAGGGCGCUCCUGCUUCCCCUGUAAAGGCACCCAGUUGUACACCUCUGAAGGAGGAAGAUGAGGGAACAGGGGACAAGACGCCCCCAAGAAGUCCCCAGAGUCCCUCAAGUGGAGCCGAGGCUGCCGACGAGGACAGCAACGACUCCCCCACGUCCUCCAGCUCCUCUGGGCCCCUCAAGGUGCGGAUCAAGACUGUUAAAACAUCCUGUGGCAAUAUCACAAGAACUGUCACUCGGGUUCCCUCAGAACCUGUCCCUCCUGCCCCUUUGGCUGAGGGGGCCAUUCUGGCUGAGGCUAGCUUCUUGAAACUGUCCCCUGUAACUCCAACUCCUGAGGGUCCAAAGGUGGUGAGUGUCCAACUGGGUGAUGGCACGAGACUGAAAGGUACAGUGCUGCCUGUGGCUACCAUCCAGAAUGCUAGCACUGCCAUGCUAAUGGCAGCUAGUGUUGCCCGCAAAGCAGUGGUUCUGCCAGGGGGGAAUGCCACCAGCCCUAAGACUAUGACUAAGAAUGUGUUAGGUCUGGUGCCCCAAACUCUGCCUAAGGCUGAGGUGCGGACAGGGUUAGGUCUUGGGGGUCAGAAGGUGAAUGGGGCCUCAGUGGUGAUGGUACAGCCUUCUAAGUCUGCCACUGGGCCAGGCACAGCAGGCGGCUCGGUGAUCUUGCGGACGCAGUCCAGCCUGGUAGAGGCCUUCAACAGGAUCCUCAACAGCAAGAACCUGUUGCCCGCUUACAGACCGAACUUGAGUCCACCAGCUGAGGCUGGGCUGGCCCUACCUCCAACAGGCUACCGCUGCCUUGAGUGUGGGGAUGCCUUCUCACUGGAGAAGAGCCUGGCACGGCACUAUGACCGCAGGAGCAUGCGCAUAGAGGUCACCUGUAACCACUGUGCCCGUCGCCUGGUCUUCUUCAACAAGUGUAGCCUGCUUCUGCACGCCCGGGAGCACAAGGACAAGGGGCUUGUCAUGCAGUGCUCACACCUGGUCAUGAGGCCCGUGGCGCUCGACCAGAUGGUGGGGCAGCCCGAUAUCACACCCCUGCUGCCGGUGGCUGUCCCACCUGUGCCUGGACCUCUGGCCUUGCCUGUUUUGGGCAAGGGGGAGGGGGCUGUCACUUCCUCUGCCGUUACUACCACAGUUGCCCCUGAAGCCCCUGUGCUGCCACUCCCAACAGAGCCGCCUGCUGCCCCUGCCCCCUCCGUUCACACGUGCUUUCGCUGCCUGGAGUGCAAGGAGCAGUGCCGCGACAAGGCUGGCAUGGCAGCCCACUUCCAGCAGCCGGGCCCUCCUGCGCUCGGUUCGGCCGGCAAUGUGUGCCCGUCGUGUCCCAUGAUGCUCCCCAACCGCUGCAGCUUCAGCGCCCACCAGCGCACGCAUAAGAACCGCCCCCCCCACGUCUGUCCUGAGUGUGGGGGCAACUUCCUACAAGCCAGUUUUCAGAUCCAUCUUCGAGAGGCCUGUCUGCACUUCUCUCGCCGUGUAGGAUACAGGUGCCCCAGCUGUGCAGUGGUGUUUGGGGGUGUGAACUCCAUCAAGUCCCACAUACAGGCAUCACACUGCGAAGUUUUCCACAAGUGCCCCAUCUGCCCCAUGGCCUUCAAGUCUGCACCCAGCGCUCACGCCCACCUCUACUCCCAGCACCCCAGCUUCCUCUCCCAGCAAGCCAAGCUGAUCUAUAAGUGUGCCAUGUGUGACACAGUCUUCACUCACAAACCCCUCCUCUCCUCACACUUUGACCAGCACCUGCUGCCCCAGCGUGUCAGUGUCUUUAAGUGCCCAUCUUGUCCUCUGCUUUUUGCCCAAAAAAGGACCAUGCUGGAGCACCUCAAGAACACUCAUCAGUCUGGACGUUUGGGGGAAGAGGCAGUUGGGAAAGGGCCUGGAGACGCCCUUCUGACCCCUAAGACUGAGCCUGAGGAGCUGGCUGUGUCUCAGGCAGAGGCAGCCCCUGCUACUGAGGAGUCCUCUUCUUCUGAAGAGGAGCUGCCCAGCUCCCCUGACCCUCCCCGCCAAACCAAGCGACCCCGACGUGACCUGGGAAGCAAAGGCAUCAAAGGUGGGGGUGGGGGGCCCGGGGGCUGGACUUGUGGCCUUUGUCACUCCUGGUUUCCUGAACGUGAUGAGUAUGUGACUCACAUGAAGAAGGAGCAUGGCAAGUCAGUGAAGAAGUUCCCCUGCCGCCUGUGUGAGCGCUCCUUCUGCUCUGCCCCCAGCCUGAGGCGCCACGUCAGGGUCAACCACGAGGGCAUCAAGCGAGUUUACCCAUGCAGGUAUUGCACGGAGGGAAAACGCACCUUCAGUAGUCGCCUGAUCCUGGAGAAGCAUGUCCAGGUGCGGCACGGCUUGCCCCUGGGGACCCAGGCCCCUUGUGGCCGAGGGGGCACGCUGGUUCGAGGCUCUGCUGGUAGAGCCCAGGGGCCAGGACGGAAACGCCGCCAGUCUUCUGACUCAUGCAGCGAGGAGCCUGACAGUACAACGCCACCAGCCAAGUCCCUGAGGGGUGGCCCUGGGUCAGGAGGCCACGGUCCUCUGCGCUGUAGGAGAGGUGGCUCAGCAGAACAGAGCCUUGUGGGGUUGCGGGUGGACGGUGGCACCCAGCAGUGCCUUGACUGUGGCUUGUGCUUCGCCUCCCCCGGCUCCUUGAGCCGCCACCGGUUCAUUAGCCACAAGAAGAGACGUGCUGGGGGUAAGGCCGGUGCCCUGGGGCUGGGGGAUGUGGACGAGGAGGCUCCUCCAUUACGCUCUGACCCAGAGGGUGCAGGCUCACCUUCGCCUGCUUCUGGAGACCUGCUGACGUGUAAGGUCUGCGGUAAGAACUGCGACAGCCCUCUGAACCUCAAGACCCACUUCCGCACGCAUGGCAUGGCGUUUAUCAGGGCCCGGCAGGGAGGCAGUGGGGACAACUAGGUCCCAGG
This is a messenger RNA of Acomys russatus (golden spiny mouse), 3811 nucleotides long. It is a transcript of the gene Znf687, whose product is annotated as zinc finger protein 687. The transcript has 9 exons. The record is from RefSeq and is a predicted model, not a curated record. Bases 102 to 3803 code for a protein of 1233 amino acids. NCBI's taxonomy places the organism in Eukaryota, Metazoa, Chordata, Mammalia, Rodentia, Muridae.